AUGAUUGGGAGCUUCUCUGUUGUCGCAGCCCUCCUGCUGGGUACAGCUUUUGCAGCUCGUGGUGCCUCUCCUCCCGUGGAAUUGAUUGACCCAAAUAUCCGUUUCGCGAACAAGACGUUGGAGCUACCUCCCCAGGGGUUUCCUAUCCUUCAUACUAGCUUCCAGUAUCCUCCUGACUGUGGCGAAACAAGCUACCGCGGUAGUGGCCGCUUGCGAGGCAUGAAGGCACUGAUUACUGGAGGUGAUUCCGGAAUUGGAAGAUCUAUCGCAAUUGCCUUCCUUCGUGAAGGUGCUGAAGUUGCCAUCAACUACCUUCCUUCGGAAGAAGUGGACGCACAGACACUCUCCGACUUCGUGGAGCAAGAGGGAUUCUCGAUUGAGCGUAUUCCUGGGGACUUAGCCAACGAAGCCUUUUGCGCUGAGUUGGUCACCGAGGCUCAUAGGCGUCUUGGUGGGUUAGAUAUCCUCGUGAAUCAUGCCGGUCAUGCCGGAAAUCUGCAGGGUCCUAACUGGCGCCCGAUUCAUGAAUUUGACACUGCGGAGCUGGAGCAAAUCUAUCGAGUCAACGUUUUCGCACCGUUGUGGUUAACACGCGCAGCUGUACCUCUUCUGACGCCUGGUGGAAGCAUCAUUGUAACUUCCUCAGGCCUCAACGCUCACCCUGUCGCCACAUCAGUCCUGUAUGGCUCCUCGAAGGCGGCUGUUACUCACACCAUCCGCUCCCUGGCCCAGCAGCUUCUGCCACUGGGAAUCCGAGUCAACGGUGUAGCUCCACCUCUGACCUACACCCCGUUCCUCGCUACCGGGGGCUUCACAACGCAGCAUAUCGCUGCUGCGGCGCAAAACUCGUUGAUCGGUCGCCUAGCGCAGCCGGCUGAGGUUGCACCACACUACGUUGAUAUCGCGGAUCCUACAAAGACAUACAUGUCUGGUGAGGUCGUGGCUGUCUUGGGAGGCGACGCGGGAUUUUAA
This is a messenger RNA of Ilyonectria robusta, 972 nucleotides long. RefSeq names its product short-chain dehydrogenase/reductase SDR. The transcript has 3 exons. Lineage: Eukaryota; Fungi; Ascomycota; Sordariomycetes; Hypocreales; Nectriaceae. The record is from RefSeq and is a predicted model, not a curated record. The coding region runs from base 1 to 972 and encodes 323 amino acids.